UUUAGCCGGUGUAGUUCGAGUUAAUCGACAAUUCCUGAGAGCCUGAGUAUCAAGCUUGAUACUCUGUCAGAGUAUCAAUAACUAACCGUAGAAGAUAGCCGUCGAGCCUUGCGGCCCAUCUCUGCUUUCGGUGCUCUCCAUUCUUUCCUCUCUUCCCUUCUUUAAAAAAAAAAACAAACCCACGUGAAAGUGUCCCAAAAAUCUUGCAGAAGAGAAGCAGAGAAGAAUCUCUCUCUCUCUCUCUCUCUCUCUCUCUCUCAUGGUCAUGGCAUCUUCUGCAGCUACAUGGACAUGGUCAUGGAAUGCAACCACCCUCUCUUCUCCUUCUUCAUCUUUUUCCACCUUCCAAUCCAGAUACAAAAGAACCCAUCUCACCAAAUUCUCAUUAGACGAUUUGACCCCUUCUUCUUCUUCCUCUUCUUCUUCUCCUUCAGACUCCAUCUCCCAAGCCCGAAAAGGAAGCAAUAGCAACAUAAACAACCCUUUAACAAAACCCAAAUCGGAUUCCUCGUUACGGAAGCGACCGACCCAAAUUGGCAGAUCGGCUGAUGCAAGCUUCUUUCCUGUCGGCGGGGGCGCCAAUGAAGAGAUGGAGUCUGUUCUCCCCCCUGUUCAGCAAUUGGGGCCGUGGAGACUGGUGGGAUUGAAGCUGUUUUUCAGGAAGCGUCCGUUGUGGAAGCGGAUUUUCUUCGCUUCCAAGAAGGUCAGGAGUAUCAUUUUGCUCAACGUUCUCACCAUCAUUUAUGCGAGUAACAUCCCAGUCAUUAAGGAGGUAGAGGAGAUAAUGGAUCCAGCUCUCUUCACCGUUGUUCGGUUCACCGUUUCAGCCAUCCCAUUUCUACCAUUUGUAUUAAAGGCUCGUGGGGAUGGCCAGAUCCGUGCCGCUGGGACGGAGUUAGGCAUGUGGGUCAGUUUGGCCUACAUUACUCAGACCCUUGGAUUAGUUACAUCUGAUGCUGGACGCGCGUCAUUCAUUACUGCAUUCACAGUAAUUGUUGUACCUUUGAUUGAUGGCUUGUUAGGAGCAAGAGUGCCUACUCUUACUUGGUUCGGAGCGCUUACAUCACUCAUAGGGGUUGCAAUGCUUGAAUCCAGUGGAUCUCCUCCAAGUGUUGGGGAUAUUUUGAACAUCUUGAGUGCCAUCUUUUUCGGCAUCCAUAUGCUUAGAACUGAACAUAUUUCAAGAAUCACAAAGAAAGAAGAUUUCUUAGCUCUUCUUGGAUAUGAGGUCUUCGUCAUUGCUUUAGUAUCAGCAAUUUGGUAUUUCAUCAUGGAUGGAUUUGGUGAGAUGCAUGGAUUGACAUUAACGUCCUGGUCAUGGAUGACAUUGCGGGAUUUGAUGGCUUCAUUUCCAUGGAUACCUGCACUCUAUACUGGCAUAUUUUCAACUGGGUUAUGCUUAUGGGUAGAGAUGGCAGCCAUGUGUGAUGUAUCAGCUACAGAAACUGCCAUAAUUUAUGGAUUGGAGCCAGUUUGGGGUGCUGCUUUUGCAUGGUUCCUUCUUGGUGAAAGGUGGGGGAUCACUGGAUGGAUUGGGGCUACCCUUGUACUGGGCGGCAGCUUAACAGUGCAGAUCUGGGGCUCAUCACCUAAGAAAACCAAGAAAGAUGAAGAGAUCCCUUCAGAAAAACAAGAUAGUUUCUCUGUUGCAACGGUUGUCGUCAGCUCCAGAAAGAAUUCUGGGAAGCAGUUCAAGAGCAAGUAAGCCAAUUUGGUUUUGGUAGUUGGCGUAAUCCAUGUAAAGCCUUUUGUUUCUGUUUUAUAUCUCGUCAUUAUUAAUAAGAUCGAUAUGCAUUGCCAUGGGAGGCUCUAUUCCGUCUUCUUGCCCUUCUCGGGCAUGCUCAUGCAUGUGUAUAUAUAUAUGAUCACACCUUUACAUAAAUGGAAAUCGAUAGAGCUUCUUGGAAUUUGCUUUUC
Molecule: messenger RNA, 1917 nt
Organism: Magnolia sinica
Lineage: Eukaryota; Viridiplantae; Streptophyta; Magnoliopsida; Magnoliales; Magnoliaceae
Exons: 7
Coding region: 260-1705 (481 amino acids)
Cellular component (GO): membrane
Source: RefSeq, a predicted model, not a curated record